AUGGAGCCACCACCUCUGCCUGCCUCGCGCCGAGUGCAGCGAUCUCCCGCACCGGCGCCUCCUUCCUCGCCGCCGCCUCUCCCACUACCGCAGCAGCGACCGUCAUCGUCUGCGAGCAGCCUGCGGCCUUCGUCGAGUGACAGCGAGGCCUCCUCCACCAGCGGCAUCUCCGUCGUGAAACGUUCACCCUACAACGCCCAACUUCCUUCCUUCACCUCUCAUACCAGGGCGAGUCCUAAUCCUGGAACCACAGGACACACUCGUCCUUCCGCGCAGUACAUGCCACAUGAUGGACCACGAAAGAACCUAGGAGGACCCCCACCAGAACACCUGCAGAAGCACAGACCACGGCAGCACUCUCAAGGCUACUUCGAGCCAUCAAUGCCCUCUGCUUCUCUCGCAAGUCAGUCGAACCUGGCUGAAGCCACCAUGCCGACUCUGACGCCGUCUCAAAUCGCUGCUCAGGCUGCCUUUUCACAUAUGAACCUGAAUGUGCCCGGCUCGAAUCAGAAUCGAAGGCGAUCCCAAACAGUCCCAGUCCCGGAUGGACAGGUGCCCGGCGAUGGUAGAAGAGACAGUAGGGGAUCAGCCACCUCUUCGCAAGAAGAUAUCUCGCCGCCUGAGAAACCACAGUACCGCAAUGGCCUGAUUGGCAACAAUGCUGCAACAACCGCCGCCAGUGCAGCCUUCCCGCGCCUGACUCCGAGCCAGAUCAGUCAAGCUGAAGAGAAGGAGUCCAAGAGCAGAUUCAAAAAGUUCAAGCCCAAGAAUAUGACUCUGUCGCGAGACAAGGACAAGGAAGCGAAAGAGAAGCCUAUGCCGUCGCCCAACAAGCUUGCUCCUAGCGGUCUGUCAAAAGUCAUCAAUGCUUCCACCGCCAGCUUAGCAGACUCUCUGUCGUCUAACAACUCAUCGCUGUAUCAGCUCGCUGCAAAUCCUUCGCAGACCACAAUCAUCCCGAUCCCCGACAAACACAAACAUCACGGACUGCGGCAGAAACUGAAGCUGAAAGACAAGGACGACCACCAUGCACUUCCAUUAUCUUCCCAACAUUCCAACUCGCAACCAGUCGAUAUCGAGAACCCCAAAUCGCUCUACUCUUUUGCACCAUCCUCACCAGGGCCAAGCUCUGGCUUCUCCAAAUCCGUUUCAGGUCUCGAUCUGAGACAUGGCGGACGCGCACUUCGUGAGAAGAAGAAAGAGGAAAAGGCCCAAGCAAAAGCUCAAGCUCGAGAAGACGCAUUGCAUCCUAUACAGUCCAGAGACAGCGACUUGUCAGAAUGGCCAUCUUUGGGACCCAGUACUACCAAUUUGUCCGGAUCGUGGACACCAUACUCUACUGACUUCGGUCAGACCUUGGCGAGCUUCGGCCUCAACAACAUGACACCAGACGAUGCGUGGGACUUCCUGAAGGCGAAGCUUUUGAACGUCUUCGAGGGUGAGCAUGUCAAGAUUGCGGUCGAGGAUCUCAACAAGCUUGUGGGGAUCUACUUACAGCGAUGUGUCCAAAGAAUGGAUCCAAGCAUCGUCGUCGGCGAUCUCGAAGAUCUUUUACGCACUGGAUUCGCCAGCCUGAACCACACUCUGCGCAACAUCCGCGACGAUCAGCUGGUACCUCUUCUCGUCAGCAUGUGGAUUACCGUCUUCACGGACAUCCUCCCAUACAUGCAGGCCGUCCUUUUGCCUCUCGACCAAGAGUUCAAAGGUCGCGGAACCGUUCUCACCACACCCGCCAAGCGCCGAGUUCUGGGGCAUGAUCCCAAACUCUGA
Molecule: messenger RNA, 1770 nt
Organism: Cyphellophora attinorum
Lineage: Eukaryota; Fungi; Ascomycota; Eurotiomycetes; Chaetothyriales; Cyphellophoraceae
Exons: 1
Coding region: 1-1770 (589 amino acids)
Biological process (GO): TORC2 signaling
Cellular component (GO): TORC2 complex
Source: RefSeq, a predicted model, not a curated record